GUACUUUCUCACACACACAUUUCUGCUUCCAUAACAAUCUAUUCUAUUCUCCAUUCUGUGUUAUUCUCUCUAACUAGCCAUGGCUGAUAAAGUGAUUCUGCUAGAUUACUGGGUAAGUCCAUUUGGCAUGAGGGUCAGAAUAGCCCUAGCUGAAAAGGGUAUCAAGUAUGAGUACAGAGAAGAAGACUUAAGCAACAAAAGCCCUUUGUUGUUACAAAUGAACCCUAUUCACAAGAAAAUCCCUGUUCUAAUUCAUAAUGGUAAAUCAAUUUGUGAAUCUUUAAUGGCUGUUCAGUAUAUUGAUGAGGUUUGGAAUGAGAAAUCUUCUUUGUUGCCUUCUGAUCCUUAUCAGAGAUCACAAGCUAGGUUCUGGGCUGAUUAUGUUGAUAAGAAGAUCUUUGAUGUUGGAAGGAACCUUUGGGCCAAAAAGGGAGAAGAGCAAGAAGCUGCCAAGAAAGAAUUCAUAGAAGUCCACAAAUUGUUGGAGCUAGAAUUGGGAGACAAGACUUAUUUUGGAGGAGAUAAGCUUGGUUUUGUCGAUGUAGCACUUAUUCCAUACUACACUUGGUUUAAAAGUUAUGAGACCUUUGGCAACAUCAGUCUAGAAAAGGAAUGCCCUAAGUUCAUUGCUUGGGCCAAGAAAUGUAUGCAGAUUGAGAGUGUUUCAAAGUCUCUUCCUGAUCAAGAUAAGGUCCAUGACUUAAUUGUAGAGCUGAGGAAGAUGAGUUAUUAAGUGGGUUGGAGAUGUUAAGUGCGUCUUUAGAUGAACGAUGAAUUUGACAAAAUUAGACGUUGCUUUGAUUGAUAAUAUUGUAUUUGUUAAAAUUAUGAUGGUUCAUUGUGAUUUAGUUAUUCUUACGAAUCCAAACACAAACACGUAGUAAAUGAUUUCA
Medicago truncatula (barrel medic) is the source of this 893-nucleotide messenger RNA. RefSeq names its product probable glutathione S-transferase. NCBI's taxonomy places the organism in Eukaryota, Viridiplantae, Streptophyta, Magnoliopsida, Fabales, Fabaceae. The record is from RefSeq and is a predicted model, not a curated record. Gene Ontology annotation, cellular component: cytoplasm. The transcript is spliced from 2 exons. The coding region runs from base 80 to 733 and encodes 217 amino acids. Gene Ontology annotation, biological process: glutathione metabolic process. Gene Ontology annotation, molecular function: glutathione transferase activity.